UUGUUAAAUAGUUCAUCUCAUGGAUCCCGUGUGUUAUACUUUCCUUUCAGCAGGAUGGAGAUGCUGCCUGGUUUAUUUAUCCUACAAGUGCUCUGUUUGGUUAACGCUUAUCCAAAUGGAGCCCCCACUGGCGCCUGUGAAGAUAUGCUGCCUCGCCACAUGGGAAUAUUGCCUCAGUCUUCACCAGCUCCCUAUACUCUUCUAUCCAACAUGAGGACAUAUAGGCCAGGCACGCCCAUCACAGUGACCAUUAUGGGACCUGCCUACAGAGGGGUGCUACUUGAAGCUCGAACAUUGGGCGGCCUCUAUGCUCUGGGUUGCUGGAUGUUCCCUCCUCCUGACACAAAAUUACUUCAGUGCGCAGGACAUCCAAACAGAGCUGUGACUCAUGCCAACACCAACCUGAAGGGGAACUCCACUGCGUACCUAUGGAUGCCACCCGAUAUUACAAGCCCUGUUUAUUUCAUUGCAACUGUUGCUCAGCAGCGCACAGUCUUCUGGGUUGAUGUGCGGUCAACCAUUCUGACCAGAGGGUAGCUGGAUGGUGUCAACCUUGCAACUGAUGCAAAUGAAGGAAUGGCUGAAAGAAAACCUCUUCUUCUCCUUCUGAUAUGUGCACUUGUGUUCUUGGAUAUGUAGAAAUUGUUUAUGUAUUGAAAACAUAUUAUCAUAUAAGAUUAACACAGUGUAUAUUUUUCAAGUUUGAUCUCUGAAUGAAGAAAAUAACAACUUUGUAAAAGAUAUUAACAAAGCCUUUGUUUGUCUAUAUUUACCUACUAUAAACAUACAAUGAUCGAUGCAUGUGAAUCUUAAAUGCAUCAUCUGGUCAUGUCCACAGUGGGACCAAUAAAAUUAGAAGUAUAAAUUAAAAAAAAAAAAGAAUAUUCCAAUGAAACACAUCUUCCUAUAUGAUAUUAAAAUUAUAUGACUACAAUAUUAUACACACACGUUUCCAACAUAGAAUUUUUAUUUGAAUGAUAAAACUUUGCUGUAAUUUGUGACCACAUGCAGAUCAGAUGGUCUGGUUAUAAUAUUAUUCUGUACAAUGAAGAAAAACAUUGAAUUGCCUUAUAUUUCAAGUAAGAAAAGUAGAGACAGUGAAGGGAAAAAAGGAUAAAAAGAUGGACUGAUGGAGAUGUGAUGGCAGUGUUUGAGAUGCAGCUUUCCACGUCAGUGUGUUAUUGACUGAAUUUCAUUCCUCUAAUUGAAAAGCAUGUUAUGACCUGUUUUUUUCCACAUGGUUUGAUCUCUAACCUAGAUUCCUAAUGUGAUGAUGUACAGAAACACCAAAGAGGCUUAAGACAUGCAACACAUGAUGUGCAAAGCUCAACGGAACAUACAUCCUGUCCUGCAUUUCUGCUCUGAUUUCAGUUCUACCUCACACAUAAAACCCAAGCAGUGGGUGCAAAGAUGUGCGCCCCUCUUUUCAUGAUAAAUGUGUGUUUGUUUUCCAAAAUCUAAAACCUCUAAAUCUAUUCUAAAGCCCCACCAGGGUAACAAACUUCUUUACUUGGUUGAACAUGAUAUGAGAACAACACAAACAUCUCUUAAGAGUGCAGACAAUUUAAUUGAUAAUGUAUCACAUUUUGUCAUUUUGUCAUGAGCUUAGCAACAGUACAAACUGUCAAAGUAAGGAAAUCAUAGCCAUGACCACAAAGGUCAUUUUUCUUUAAAGAUGUUAAUCAUGUUCAACCCCUUGUAUCCUAUAACUCUCAGAUGUUCAUGGUCAUAUGAGCCCUGAAUUUAAAAGGAGAAGAUAUAAGGUAACCUGACUCUUUGUGAUGAUCUGAUGCUGCUCUGCCACAGAUGGGAGAAUUAUUUGCCCCUCUCUGGUGAAGUAUUGAUCUUAGCUGAUUCAUGAGCCUGAGGUUCAACCUCGUAACAGAGAGCACGCACCACUCAAUUAUAAUUAGUCCCUCUCCACUGCAUGCUGAAAGCUAGCUGUAUACUGCAUGGGGAUUUAAAGCUAGGCACCAGUGGUACCAGCUAGUUCAAUAGGAAAUGACACAUUGACAUGUGGAAAAGUGAACCCCUCAGUCAAGGUCAGGCUCAGUUUGUGCCUCACAGUGGCUGCUCUUGUUUCCAUCCAGACAAGGUCAAUUAGAAAAAAGAGAAUAAUGGAAAUUCUUCAGUUUUCACCUGCUUUUUG
This is a messenger RNA of Menidia menidia (Atlantic silverside), 2149 nucleotides long. NCBI's taxonomy places the organism in Eukaryota, Metazoa, Chordata, Actinopteri, Atheriniformes, Atherinopsidae. The record is from the annotation of a GenBank genome assembly.